Liolophura sinensis is the source of this 2571-nucleotide messenger RNA. Its product is annotated as cryptochrome-1-like. Gene Ontology annotation, molecular function: FAD binding; DNA binding. Gene Ontology annotation, cellular component: nucleus; cytoplasm. Lineage: Eukaryota; Metazoa; Mollusca; Polyplacophora; Chitonida; Chitonidae. Bases 28 to 1737 code for a protein of 569 amino acids. The transcript has 12 exons. Gene Ontology annotation, biological process: circadian regulation of gene expression; entrainment of circadian clock by photoperiod; negative regulation of DNA-templated transcription. The record is from RefSeq and is a predicted model, not a curated record.
AUUAAAGAAGUUGUAACCUAGAUUUAUAUGACGGCUCCUUGGAUCAUGCCCACUGAAGCCACCCGUUCCCUAAUUAUGGUCAUCAUUUUCAUCAGUAUGCCAGGAGACAAGAAUUACACUGAUGUCACCAUCCAUUGGUACCGCCAUGGUCUGAGGCUGCAUGACAACCCUGCCCUUCUGGAAGGGAUAAAGAAUUGUGGCGCGUUUUAUCCAGUUUACAUCCUGGAUGGAAAAGUUGCAGGAACAGAGACAGCUGGUUAUAACCGCUGGCGUUUCCUACUGGAGUCUCUAGAAGACCUGGACAGGUCUUUUAAAAAGCUGGGUGGUCAGUUGUAUGUUUUCAAGGGGGAUCCCGUCGAUAUCUUCAGGAAACUCUUCAGUGAGUGGAAUGUGACAAAGCUGACAUUUGAGCAGGAUCCGGAACCCAUCUGGCGAGAGAGAGAUGAGCUGGUGAAGAAUCUGUGUAUCCAGAGGAAAGUCACCUGUAUAGAGAUGGUCUCCCACACACUCUGGGACCCUAGGCUGAUAAGUAAGAAGAAUGGCGGUGUUCCCCCGGUUACUUACAUGCUCUUCAACCAAGUAGCCCGCUCUCUUGGGCCUCCCAGUCACCCCAUGCCUCUCCCGGACUUUCAAGGCAUAAGCCUCCCUGCCAAGGACAAUAAUGGAUUUCGUGUUCCAUCAUUGGAACAUUUAGGGAUCAAACCUGAAUGUGAUGAACAGAACAAGCGUGUGAACAAAUGGGAAGGAGGAGAGACUGUGGCACUCACCCUGUUUGAGACCAGGAGGAAGAUAGAGGAAAAGGCCUUUGAAGCAAACAAGGUACUUCCCAAUCAGAGCCAGGUAGAUCUGAUAGGCCCACCUGUCAGUAUGAGUGCUCACCUACGCUUUGGCUGCCUGUCUAUCCGCACACUCUACUGGGGCAUAGUGGACACCUACAAAAAGGUUAAAAGUGAAGAAGCACCCCUGUCUGCCACAGCUCAGUUAAUGUGGAGGGAAUACUUUUACACCAUGUCCCUGAACAACAUCAAGUACAACAAAGUGGAAGGAAACCCCAUCUGCUUAAAUGUGCCUUGGCAUACUGAUGAUGAGAAGCUCAACAGGUGGCUAUACGGUCAGACAGGUUUUCCAUGGAUUGAUGCGAUCAUGAACCAGCUACGCCAUGAGGGCUGGAUUCACCAGGUAGCUAGGCAUGCCACAGCCUGCUUUCUGACCCGCGGGGACCUCUGGCUGAGCUGGGAGAAGGGGCUUGAGGUAUUUUAUAAAUAUUUGCUGGAUGCUGAUUGGUCGGUGUGUGCUGGGAACUGGAUGUGGGUCGCAAGCUCUGCGUUUGAGGAUGUCCUCCAGUGUCCAAAGUGUUUCUGUCCAGUACGCUAUGGUAUCCGCAUGGACCCUAAAGGAGCCUAUAUCAGGCGCUAUGUUCCCGUACUGAAGGAGAUGCCCCUGAAGUACCUAUUCAGCCCAUGGACAGCCCCUCUAUUAGUGCAGGAAAACGCCCAGUGUAUUGUCGGCAAAGAUUACCCCAAACCUAUAGUGGACCAUUACAAGGCUGCCAAAGAAAACAAAAAGUACAUGGACGAGGUUAAAGAGCUCCUUAAAAGGGAAAAAGACAAGCCUCAUUGUGCACCUUGUAACCAGGCUGAAGUAGGACAGUUUGCCUUCCUUCCAGAGUACGAAGAUCCCCAGAUAAAGUGUCUUGCCAGCGAGACUUGCCACGCUCUUAAGAUUGACACCGACUAAACUGUUUGUCAGCCUUUUUUUGUUUUCAUUCUUGGUCGAGUUCAUAAAAAAGUGGGAAUCACUUGUCAUAACUUAAUGACACAGACAAUCAUCAUGGCUACCUAAUGUAAAUCUUCACAAAUAAUGGUUAGAAUACAAACACAUUUUGACAUUUAACACCUGGUGGCUACAGUUUAACAACUGUUAUGUUUAUUCAAUUAUAUUUAUUAUUAUUAUUUAUUUAUUCUUCUCCCAUGUAAAGGAAAAAUGCCUUGAACUAAAUCACUGGGUUUUUUUUCUUAAUGAUUUAAAAAUUUCUGUUUUGACCUGUAAAGAAUCAGCAUGAUGGAUUUAGUAAUCUCUAUAUUUGUCAUAAUUCAUUUCUGUAUUUGUAAUGGUUAUCAUAUAUAUAUGAAAGCUAAUAUGGUUGUCAAAUUAGUACAUGUACAGUGUAGCAGGUGAAAAUGAGUAUAUGCGGAUGUAAAAAAUAAAAUAUGUUUUUGGUGUAAUGUUUGAUAAGAUUGCUGUCCAUUCUUGAAGAGCUUUCACUCAUCCACACAUGGCUAAUUGUCUGCACAUUGUCAGAGGUCCUCUUAAUCCACAUCACCCAUUCUUACCUUCCUGUUCCUUUUGUGCUUUUACACAUUUUCACCAAUAACUAUGGUAGCAAAACGUAACUAUCUGUUAUGAAUGAAUGUGAUGUUAUAUGACAGUAAAACCAUCCCCACUCGUUUGGUCCGUGCAGGACCAGAUUAUGGUUGUUGUUUCUGAGUUAUGAAUAUGUAGAGCCUCGUCUGGAUAGAAAUGCUCACUGGAUAUACAUGUAAUCAUGAUGUACUUUGAUAGCCAGAUGAU